CUACUAAAGAGUAGUUACAUCAGACACAGACAUUUAUAAACCAUCUGCUGCAAGUGACCCAGGAUUCAAUUACAACAUCAACCCUCAAAUUUCAUCGAACAUUCAAAUUACCAGUCUAGUCAAGAAUAAGUUCAUUCUGCCCUACUGGCGCUUUAGAUCGGGUUGCACAAUCCCAAAGGGGUUGAACUGUCUUAGCCUAGCUUUAGAGCAUCAGGUCCUAAGUGGAGUGCGAAGUUACCGUCAGGACAUUUUAAACCGGAGGCAAACUCCAGUGUCGCCCGCACAAACGCAAUCAGCCUAUACCCCCGAAUUCUGGAGUUUAACACAUCUCUUGAGAUCAGAGUGAAACGAAGUUUCAGUCCCUUUGAGAUCUCUGAGCGCACAACGCCUGACUGCUAUCAUUCCAAGGCGCUCAAGAGUGCGAACCUAGCUUAGGGAAAAACUAUUUGGUGCGGAAAUUCGUGUCUUUUCCGCCCACCAUCGGGGGCCGCGCCGGCCGGGUCCCGAGCGAUGCCCUGGCGUGGAGUUUGGGGGCGCAACGGGGCCCGGCGGGGGCGGCGAGCGCGCGUUCCCCCGCCCGCUCGGGCGGCGUCGAGGCGCGAGCAGGCUCAGCCAGCCUUGCAGAGGGAGCUCUCGGCAGUUCAGGGGUCCCUCUCUCUGCUCGCAGCCACAGCAGCGCCGCCUGCGCCACUCGGCGGUGACGGAGACCAGCCGCGGCGUGGAGCGGACUCGGAGAAACUACAGAGAAGCCCAGCUGCUGGAGGAGCACUCAGGGCGGCCGGCUUUGGAUACAUGAGAAAGAAGAGUGAGAGACAAGAAGAAAAGGUAAGGUUGGAAGAGGGCCAGAGGAAAGAGGGAUGGAAGGAAACUCCUGCAGCCACCAACACAAUAAACUGUAUCCUGAACCACCUCAGCCUGGCUCCUUUUUUGCAGCAUGCACCUGUCAAUUUCCUCUGUGCAGAGUUCUGAAGAUGAUGAGCAAGACAUGGCUGUGACCUGGGUGGUCUUAAAUGAUGAGACCCAUCAGCAUGUUAUAGGCCUUGGAAGCCCAUUUCCACUUGCCCCCUCUGGGCACACACCUUCCUUGCCCUGAUAGCUGUGACUCUUGAUAAUAUCACCCAUCUCCCCCCAACCUGGGGCAGCAGGCUCCCAACAGUCCUGAAUCUGAGCCGGAAGAACAAAUGUUUCCCCCGCCUGCAGGAGGCAGGGUAGGAAGUAAGAGUUCUGAGGCAGCUGUCCCCUAAGUACGCCUCCCACCAUCCGACAGACCAAGAUCCAGCCUGACCUCAGGUUGUGAAUUGAGAGGUCAAGUGGUUGUCCUGUGCUUGAUCCAUGCUGCUUCGAGCCCAGAAGACUUGAGGGGCAAAGGGCUGAGGGGCCUUCCCUGGCCUUGAGUUUUCACUUAGCUGUGCCCCCUGUGCUCUGACUCUAGUUCCUAUCCAUCCUGUCCUCACCCUGUCUCAGCUAGGACAGAAGCCUAGGACCCUCCUUGUAGAAGACAGAGGGGUCUUGUUCCUUCUGUUUUGGAGGACGGGGAUAUUCAGUGAUGGUCAGAAUUGAAUGAUGACAUGCUCCCAUCCUGUAUUCCUUGCCAGGCACUGUCCUGUGGUUUGUGCUGUGAAGUGGUGGUCACCGUCUUCACUUUCCUAAAGCCUGCUCAGCCAAGGUUUGACUCCACUGUUCCCCACCACUCUGAACAGUCCUGCCCUACCAGUGGGCCUUUUCUGUGGCUUCAGGCCUGCAGAUGCUGCUGGUGGUUCUGGGACUUGCCUCCAAACUAUGACCAGCUAUAGGCAGUGGUGUGGUCUGUCACCUGAUUGUUUUGUCUACUCCAUUUUACCCCAGCUGACCAACCAAAAAGCUGAACUGCCCUCCAUCCUGCCCGGCCAUGCCAGUGUGUGAGGGCUGUCUGCCCGCCCUCCCCCUGCCCCCACCAGACUAUAGUGAACUGCCAGCAUCCACUCACAGGUGUUUCCUGUUGCCGUUUCUUUUGUUCAGCCUGACCUCCCCAGCAGGUGGUGAUGGCCCAGCCAAAAACCUCUUCAUAGGCAGUUCUGAAACACUGGGGUAAAGCUCCCCCGGGAUCUGGGUCACCCCCCACCACAUCUGGGCAAACUGUUGACACCUAAUUGGCUCUUCUUGAGUGCUCCCCAUCUCCCCGCGACAGCUUUGUGCACACAGUGUCUGUCACACUAGUGUGCCCUCUCACCACAGGUAUUGGGAUAGCAGAGUGCGCUCAAGCUGGGGAGACCUUAUGCACGUCCAGUCUCUCCAGACAAUGGAAAUUCUGACAGGAGGAUGGAGGGUUCAUCUCUCUAGCCAUGGGUGUGGAAAUCUCUCGGGACCUUCUUAGAAAAGGCCUGCCAUCCCGAAAUCCCACCCCACCCUCCAGUCCCUCCCAAAGGUCUCCUAACUUAGGUUAGCCAACUCCUGUGUUGGAGGCAGGGAAGCCGUCUCUGGGGAGUCCUACUUCCUCAACACAGGUCUGCGGGCUGUUGGGGGCCACAGAGUUCACAGGCUUGUUAUUGCAGGGAAGGAGGGGCCUCAGGGAGGGAAGGACCUUGCUGUCUUGGUUCAUGGACAGCCAUCCGGGUCUCCUGUCUCCCAGGCCCCAGCUCCUCCCCUAAGCAAGGGUUCCCACCUCCCCACACAAGUCGCUUCUUGAGCUCCUGGUAGGAAGCUGCCUAGUCAGAGGGGCACAGACAGAAGCCUGCCACCUACGGAUGCCGUUCUGCUGCCCCCUGGUGGCGACAGCUCAGGCACCCCGUGCCAGCUUCUUUGGCUUUCUCUUUGCCUGCCAGCCACAGCCAGUCUGGAAUAAGCACAGUUCGGGCCUUCUCUGGGCCAGCUGCUUAGAUCCACUCAGGGGCUGGAGUUCCCAGCUGGCUGCAGGCUCAGCCGUUCAGCAGCGCUCUCUUCCCUUCUCUGUCUCUUCUCCAAGCACAACCCUGGACUCUGGGCUUCCUUCCACCCGGAUUUCCAGGG
Messenger RNA from Peromyscus leucopus (white-footed mouse), 2985 nucleotides. RefSeq lists its product as uncharacterized. The record is from RefSeq and is a predicted model, not a curated record. Lineage: Eukaryota; Metazoa; Chordata; Mammalia; Rodentia; Cricetidae. The transcript is spliced from 2 exons. The coding region runs from base 511 to 969 and encodes 152 amino acids.